AGUUAGGUUACCGUCUCGUAGCCCCACACACAAGCACACGCACUGAGGGUGCGCACCGUGCAGUGAAAAUGGAGACAACCCAACCACGUUCUGUGAAAAACCAAUGCACAUUUUACGGUUUUUACCAAUCACAGUAUUCGAUAUAGAGAGAGAAAGCAACAAAAACCAAGCUCGUCUCUUGGGAUUCUGUACAGACGUUUCUCACUCUACACGUCCUGGUGGUGUUCAUUUUCCACACAGAGGGAAAUAUAAUAAAAAAGGGGGCAAUUGUUUUUGCGUCUUUUAAGGUGGAUAUAAUUUCUGGGCUUCCAUUAUCUGCUGCUGUUUGUUUGACUUCGAUGUUGAAUCAUGUAAUCAAACACGAAUUUGGCGUUGUUGGGUUGGCAAACUUUUUAUGUAUAUGAGCUUUGUUUGAGCGUCGAAAAGUUGGAUCUUUUGGUGUUUUGGGUGGCCGAAAAGAGAGCAAAAUCUGCGUUUUCAUGGCGAGUAAAGGGUCGUUUACUCAGCAGCACAGCAGUUUUCAAGCUGAAGGGGGUGGAGUGAAAGAUGCGUUGUAUGAGGAAUUGUGGAAGGCCUGUGCAGGCCCUUUGGUGGAUGCUCCAAGAGCUGGGGAAAGAGUGUAUUAUUUUCCACAGGGUCAUAUGGAACAAUUGGAAGCUUCAACGAAUGAAGAACUGAAUCAGAGGAUACCAUUAUUCAAUCUCCCCUCAAAGAUCCUCUGCCGUGUUUUCAACACUCAGCUACUGGCUGAACAAGACACUGAUGAAGUGUAUGCACAAAUCACUUUGAUGCCAGAAGCAGAUCAAUCUGAGCCAAGAAGCCCGGAUGAGCUUCCUGAUGAGCCCGUUAGGCCCGUGGUUCACUCGUUCUGCAAGGUUUUGACAGCUUCUGACACGAGCACACAUGGCGGAUUCUCAGUCCUCCGAAAACACGCAAAUGAAUGCCUUCCUCCUUUGGAUAUGACUCAGCCCACGCCAGCUCAAGAACUGGUUGCAAAGGAUCUGCAUGGGAUCAAAUGGCAUUUUAAGCACAUAUUUAGAGGUCAGCCGAGGAGGCAUUUACUCACAACAGGAUGGAGCACAUUUGUCACCUCUAAGAGAUUAGUUGCUGGGGACAGUUUCGUAUUUCUAAGAGGAGAGAAUGAGGAAUUACGAGUUGGGGUGAGGCGCCACGCCCUUCAACCGAGUAUAAUGCCAACAUCUGUUAUUUCGAGUCAUAGCAUGCACCUUGGGGUGCUUGCAACCGCUUCUCAUGCUGUUUCGACUCAGACCCUUUUCGUUGUUUAUUACAAGCCGAGGAUGAGACAGUUCAUCGUAGGACUUAACAAGUACUUAGAAGCUGUGAGCCACGAGUUUGGAGUGGGAAUGAGAUUCAAGAUGUGUUUUGAGGGGGAAGAUUCGCCCGAGAGAAGGUUUUCAGGUACAAUUGUUGGGGUGGAAGAUAUUUCUCCUAAUUGGGAAGAUUCUAAAUGGCGGUCUUUAAAGGUCCAAUGGGACGAGCCUGCUUCAAUUUCAAGACCUGAAAGGGUUUCGCCUUGGGAAAUAGAACCAUUCGUGCCGUCAGUGCCAGCUGGACUUGUUACACCACCAGCAACAAAGAAUAAAAGGGCCCGGCCUCAACUCGAAAUCCCAAACACUGCUGCUUGGAGUCUUCCACACGAAUCGAACCAAUUGAAUCUUGGUCAAAAUAGACAAUCGAGCAAUCACGUAACUAAUUCACACGCUAAACAAAUGGAUGGUGAGGAAACACAAGAGAGCAAAAGUGCAUCAGCUUGGUCUGUUAUGUCAAACCAUUCGGCUCCGAGCUCUGGAAAAAAUCCUUUAUCUUGCCUAAACGAGAAAAAAUCGGAUAAAUUUGUGGCGUGUCGAUUAUUCGGGAUCGACUUGAAUAGUCCCUCAUCCGUGCCUCUUUGUGAAGAUUCUUCUAUGAUAUCGAGUGAUAACAUGCCACAAGAUGGUGAUUCGGAGAAUAAAUCUAGUGUUUUGUAUGACUCGAAAGGCCAAUUACAUGUAACGACAAAAGAGGUUCAGAGCCGGCAUGGCCAUUCGUCCAGAAGUCGAACGAAGGUACAAAUGCAAGGAGUUGCGGUUGGCCGAGCGGUGGACUUGACUGCCUUAAAGGGCUAUGAUGAGCUUAUGACCGAACUUGAAGAAAUGUUCGAAAUUAAAGGGGAGCUGAUGCCUAGAAACAAAUGGGAAUUAGUUUUCACCGAUGAUGAAGGGGAUAUGAUGCUUAUGGGCGAUGAUCCAUGGCCAGAAUUUUGCAGCAUGGUUCGGAGGAUUUUCAUAUGUUCUAGCCAGGAAGUGAAGAAAAUGAAAGGAAAUGGCUUAAACUUGGAUGAAAUGAAUGAAUAUCCUUUUGUUGAAUUUUCGCUGUAUUUAGACAUGAAAGUGAUGAAAGAAGAUUCUUUUGCUGGAAUUGGUUCUUGGUAA
Striga asiatica is the source of this 2432-nucleotide messenger RNA. The record is from the annotation of a GenBank genome assembly. NCBI's taxonomy places the organism in Eukaryota, Viridiplantae, Streptophyta, Magnoliopsida, Lamiales, Orobanchaceae.